UUGCCGGUUCAGAACACCUCUAGACGAGACUCAGGGAAGGAAGGGUGUAUCCUCUUCUUACAAGCUCUCAUUAACACUCACACAGCUGAUACACUCUCAUAGGCGCCUUAAACACACACUCUCUCGGCUUCCAUCCUACAGUAACGAGUCCUGUAAUGCUGGAAGCUUCACAACCAUGCGUCUAUCGGCAGUGUUAAGCUUGGGUGUGGUGUUGACACUCGUGGUACUCCCAGCUCCAGAGUGCCACGGGCAGGAGAUCUUGCAGUCUCUGCUUGGUGCCGUCACUCAGCAACUGGUCGGGUUGUGGAAGAACGGUGAGGUGGAGCUCCUGGGCCACUACUGUCAGUACUCUGUCUCUCCCAAGUUCAAGAGUUUCGAGCUGUAUUUCAGAGGCAGGAUGACCUGUCCAGGCUGGACCCCAAUCAGAGGAGAAGCUGAGAGCAGGAGUAGUACGGGCAUCCUGGCGGCCACCACCGCUGACUUUGUGAACAAGGCCUUCCAAGCCGGCCUCAUCACGGAGGACGACGCCAAGCGCUGGCUCAACUAGAGGUCGGCGUUCAAUCCCCGACCGUCCAAGUGGUUGAGCACCAUUCCUGUCCCUCCGUCCCAUCCCCUAACCUUAUCCUGACCCCUUCCCAGUGCUAUAUAGUCGUAAUGGCUUGGCGCUUUC
This is a messenger RNA of Procambarus clarkii (red swamp crayfish), 670 nucleotides long. RefSeq names its product anti-lipopolysaccharide factor. The record is from RefSeq and is a predicted model, not a curated record. NCBI's taxonomy places the organism in Eukaryota, Metazoa, Arthropoda, Malacostraca, Decapoda, Cambaridae.